This is a messenger RNA of Ceratitis capitata (Mediterranean fruit fly), 602 nucleotides long. Its product is annotated as retinin. Bases 130 to 513 code for a protein of 127 amino acids. The record is from RefSeq and is a predicted model, not a curated record. The transcript has 2 exons. NCBI's taxonomy places the organism in Eukaryota, Metazoa, Arthropoda, Insecta, Diptera, Tephritidae.
UUUCGAUUUUUGGUAUAAAUAAGCUUGCCCAAUUGUGUUGUGGCCAACAGUACGCUUUGCGACAAUCAGUGUGUGCAGACCUUUUUUGAAUUAGUUCAGUCGUUGAGAAAAUCUACAAAAGAAACGAAAAUGUUCAAAUUGGUGGCACUACUCAUGCUCGUUAACGCCGUUGUAGGCAAGGCAGUUGAAAAUCCAGAAAUCAUAGAAGCAGCCGACACUGCCGAGAUUCAUCUUGCACCAGCAUUACAUGCGACUUCGAUCAUACACGAACCCACUUUGGCCAAGGUCGGUGAUUUGGUGCACAGCGUGCCCACUGCUGUAUCCCAUCAGAGUUCGACUAUUGUUCAUAAUCGCGCAAAUAUCGUCACCCCCAUUGUGACACCAGCAUUGAAGACGCACAUCACUCCACUUGUCAGUUCGUAUGUAUCACCAUUGGUCCGUUCAUAUCCCAGCGCUUACCCAUACGGUUACUACUAUGGUUUCCAUCCAUAUGGUUACAAGAGUGUCUACUAAGUGUUGUGAAGAAGUGAACCAUAGGAACCAUAGCAUCGCAAAAACUGUCUUGAAAAUGAAUUAAUAAUAAAGAAAUCCUGGAAAAAACU